AUGCUUGACCACGACUUCCAUCUCGCGACACCGCGCCUGUUCAUAUCCCACCUUAUCCCUACCAACGAUGCUCAUUGCGAUUUCAUGUACGAUCUGAUGCUUAGUCCAGGCAUCGCUAAAGAAAGGCCUGCAGCCGAUGUGCAGAAGGCAAUGAGCGUGCCGCCUCGCGAUGCUGGGAGGAAGUUCAUCACUGACUGUGUUGAUAAAAUGGAGAAGACGGGCUAUGGUCGCUACCUAAUCUCGCUAAAGCCGACCUUAACCUCCGACUCUUCAACACCUGGAAGCAUCGAAGUGCCUUUCUCGCAAAGACAACUAGUGCCAAUAGGCGUCGUAUCAAUGCAACACGCGCGCUUCCCGUCCGCCCCUUCAGCACCAACAAUCCCAGAUGUCGGCUUCGGUUUACUAUCUCGAUAUUUUGGAAACGGCUACGCUACUGAAGCUGCAACGGCUCUGCUGAAGUACUUCAAAGAAGAGAAAGGACAGACAGAGUUUUGCGCCUUUUGUAGACCGGAUAACGAGGCGAGUAAAAAUGCGUUGGCAAGGUUGGGAUUUGAGGCCAGAGGCUUUGGGAGAAUAAACGGUGUUGUGGAGGGAGAAUUGCUGGGUGCGCUGGUAUGGACCAUGGGCGUUGGAAAAGAGGAGAGUGCGCUUGAGGCAAGAGGCUUGUAG
Messenger RNA from Alternaria atra, 669 nucleotides. RefSeq lists its product as uncharacterized. The coding region runs from base 1 to 669 and encodes 222 amino acids. The record is from RefSeq and is a predicted model, not a curated record. Gene Ontology annotation, molecular function: acyltransferase activity, transferring groups other than amino-acyl groups. NCBI's taxonomy places the organism in Eukaryota, Fungi, Ascomycota, Dothideomycetes, Pleosporales, Pleosporaceae. The transcript has a single exon.